UCCUGAUACAGAUGCUCAGAUUUUUUCAAAGGAAAACACAGAUUUAAAUGUGGCAACCCUGCGCACAGCAUACGCUAAGCGUAUUUAUAACAUUAACAAUUAAACAGCAUGCUUUCAGCGUGCUGCCAUGACAUACCUACUUUUGUUUACCCGUCCGAGUUGGAAAACAUCAAAGACAUCUUCCAUUAUCUGUGGUACAUUUUAAGCUGAAACAAGUGAAAAAGUAAGCAUAAUCACGUUAAAAUUAAGAGAUUACUUAUUCCGUGUUUGUGGUCGGAAUGGAGGAAUAUAGCCUAAUAAAGGUGGAAGAAUUCACUCCAUCAAUAAAGUCAGAAGAGCUAAUAAUAUCCGACGCUGAGGCUACGGAAGGAGAAACUCCGCUCGCUAGCAGCGAACCGACUGCCUCGAACGACCCGAAGGAAAGUUCAACUGGUGUGAAACAAAAACAUGAGACGACUCACAAGUGUCUGAUUUGCGAUAAAACAUUCCCGAGUAAAUUUCACCUCGAAAAACAUAUGAAUACUCACAGCGAUGCACGAGCCUUCAAAUGCGACAUCUGUGACGCAUCGUACAAGAGACGUGGUUUUCUUGAAAUUCAUAUGAAGAUCCACAAGGUCGAGCCCUCCCUACGCAACGCGGAAGGUUUGGAGACAAAACAGGCUGAUAACAGUCGAAGCGAUGGUUCAACGAAAUACCCCUGCGACAUAUGCGGCAAACAGUACAAACAAAUGGCUUCACUUCAUUUACAUAUGAGGAUUCAUCAGAGUACCACUGUGAGUCCUAAGUUUGAAAGCCAAAACAGAAAGCAGUACGAGUGUACGAUUUGUGGAAAAGGAAAUCCGAGCAGUGCAUUGCUCACCCAGCACAUGGUUAGUCACACUGAAGAACGGCCUUUUAAUUGCGAUAUUUGCGGUUUAUCAUUCAAGUCAGCUGUAGCUAUGAGAACUCAUAAGAAAAGGCACUCUGAGCUACCGUAUAAAUGCGAAAUUUGCGGAAAAGGGUUUCUUGUUCCUUCCAAGCUAAUGCGACACUUGUUGUGUCAUACUAAUGAACGGCCUUUUGAGUGUGAUAUUUGCGGUCUAUCAUUGAGGUCAGAACAUAAUCUAAGAAAUCAUAAACUGACUCACAAUUCAAAGCAAAAUCCUGUGACACUUGUGGCUGCUCACUCUGAAGAACAAUUUUUCAAUUGCGAUAUUUGCGGUUCAUCUUAUAAAACAGCUUUAAAUUUGAAAAAACAUAGGGAAAAGCAUUCCUUGGAGAGCCCGCAUAAAUGCGAAAUUUGUGACAAAAAAUGUCCGAAUGCUUACAAACUAAGGCAGCACAUGAUUAGCCACACUAAUGAACGGCCUUUUAAAUGCAAUUUUUGCAGUUCGUCGUUCAAGUCGAUUUAUUAUCUACAAUCUCAUGAAAGAACGCACAGUUCAGAACGUGUUAUUGAUUCGGAAGAACGACCUUUCAAAUGUGAUGCUUGCGGUAAUACAUACCAGACAAGUUCUGCGUUAAGGGUGCACGAGACAAAGCACCUAAGGUACAAUUUAUUCAAAAAGAAGUUUGAAAGUGCUAGUGUGCAACAACAAAAAAGUGUGCAUCAAAGUGAUCAAAGUGCUCAUUGACACUAAAGAAUUCGUUUUCGCGGCGGUACUACACCGUUCCCGGAGUUAGAAGGUAAAAAGUGUAGUCCGAGUGUAGCUACACCGCAAAAACGAAUGACAUUAAUCCAGCAUAUCUUUUUGACAGCUGGCUUUCAUUCGUGUGCGGCAAUACAUUCAAUAGAGUGCUUAGAGAAGUGAAUUGAAAAUGCAGUAUAUUGACCAGCGGAUAUUGUUUCAGAUCGAUUCGUUACUUAUAUGUUUCUAGGAUAAAACUAAUGUAAGAGGAUUUGUGUAUUGUGUGAGUUUUACAUUCAACAUUGAUUGCUUAAAAUUAUAUUUCGAAAGAACUUCAUAUAGCAA
This is a messenger RNA of Wyeomyia smithii (pitcher-plant mosquito), 1952 nucleotides long. Its product is annotated as zinc finger protein 235-like. The record is from RefSeq and is a predicted model, not a curated record. Bases 279 to 1613 code for a protein of 444 amino acids. The transcript is spliced from 2 exons. Lineage: Eukaryota; Metazoa; Arthropoda; Insecta; Diptera; Culicidae.